ACAGCACAACCCCCGUUACCUGUGAGCGUUUACCUAGGAUAGCAAAAGCAACAACGGUGAGUGCAGCUGCAGGCAGAUGAAUAGGAAGAGGGAGGGGUGAAAGGAGACAGCGACAGCGGGAAAAGGAGGAAGAGGCAACGGUCGAAGGGACACUAGCAAACACACAUAAAACAGAGCGCCAACAGUUGUUUGCAUUCAUUCAAUCGGCAACUUUCCAAGCGAUCGCAUCGCAGCAAGAAGUGAUAGCAAAAGAAGAACAAAGGAUUUCCAGUGGCGAGAUCAAUCUGCAAACUAUCAGAGCAAAGCAAACUAACGUUUAAGGAACACAGAGAACGCCAAGGAUGACGGACGCCAGCAGCCGCUUGAAGAUCCUUUUCCAGGGCGAGACGAACCUCAUCACUUGCGGAUCUUCCAACACCUACGAAGAGGUCAUCUCCCAAGCCCCAUUUUUUCCAGCCAUGUCCCAUUUCGACAUUCCGGAGGCCCAAAGGUGUGCCCUGAUCCUGACCAACGGCAAGGACUACGUGUUCGAGGAGCACUUGCUGGAGUACUUCCUGCUCCUGUUUCCCUGUCCCGAGAUAACCUUCCACCUGAGGUUCGACUGGUCGAAGAUGCGCAGGAGUCUCAGCAAGACCGCGUGCCUCAAGAGAAAGCGCCCAGUGGAACAGGAUCAGGCCGAUGGCCAGAAAGCUGAGGAGCAGGAGAAGGAAGAGCCGGUGCCGGACUACAAGCCGGUGCCCGUGUACCGGAUGAACUGCUUCCUGGGGUCGCUGCCCAGCGGAGGAGGCGCAACUGUGCAUCGCCAGAACUGCUUCCUCAGGGAACAGUCGCAGCAGCUGGAGGAGAUUUCCCUACCACAACUGCGCGAGGAGGAUGCUCAGCAGCAGGAACCGCAGAAGAAGCGACUUCGCUUGGACCUCUGUUCCAAGUCGCGACGCACUGCGUCCGCAUCAGCGAUUUCGAACGCCCUACCUGCCAAGCGCUCUAUUCGCAUUUAAGUCGCUGAUCACCACUUGUACAUAGCUAUAGUACGUAUACGAUGUUCCAUACAAACUUAGUCAUAAGCUAAAAGGUUGAACCACUGUCCCUAAGACUAACUCUACUCCUAUCUCACCAAAAAAACGUCCAAACCAAAUGUUAUAUUAUGUAAAAUAAAUCUUUUUUGUUGAUAUUUUAAGCUACACGAAAGCUACAUAUUUUAGUUCCUAAGCUGCCAGCUUCUAACCGAUUGUAAUUUACUUUUUAUGUUCAAAUUUAAAACACAUUUUUAUAAAAUUCCCCACAAAUAUUUCGCAAUUUUGAAGUUUUAUACGCAUUAUUUUCCGAAACUAAAUCAUGAUAAACCGAACUUAAAUAGUUGCUUAUUAACUUGUAAGACUUUUAGUCCCUAUGAAGUGAUUCAAUUCAAUAAAGUUAAGUUAUUUCUCAGAACUAA
This is a messenger RNA of Drosophila biarmipes, 1435 nucleotides long. RefSeq lists its product as uncharacterized. The record is from RefSeq and is a predicted model, not a curated record. The coding region runs from base 342 to 998 and encodes 218 amino acids. Lineage: Eukaryota; Metazoa; Arthropoda; Insecta; Diptera; Drosophilidae. The transcript is spliced from 2 exons.